Messenger RNA from Aegilops tauschii subsp. strangulata, 883 nucleotides. RefSeq lists its product as uncharacterized. Lineage: Eukaryota; Viridiplantae; Streptophyta; Magnoliopsida; Poales; Poaceae. The record is from RefSeq and is a predicted model, not a curated record. Gene Ontology annotation, molecular function: metal ion binding.
AUCCAUGAUCCGUCCAUGGAUUCUGGCUCCUCUUGGCAGGAGGGAGCCAAGCACGCGCGGUUCAGCCUCCAGGUGGACAUGCAGUGCCGGUGCAUGGGCUGCGUCGGCAAGGUCGAGAAGGCCAUGGCCGCCGUCGGCAGCUUCACCGGGGUCGAGACGGCGGUGGGGGACGUCAAUGCUGGGGUCGUGGCCGUGGCGGGGAAGGUGGACCCGGCGGAGCUCUGCCAGUGGCUCAAGAGGAAGACGAGGAAGGAUGUCAAGAUCGUCUGCCCUCAUCCGCCGGCUGAGAAUCAUAAGCAGAAAAUGAUACUGGUCCUGGGAGGCAGUUCAAGAAUCGAGAACACUACACCUUCAGCUCCACCGCUACCGCAACAUUUCUCCAGCGCUCUAGCACCAUCAGGAGUUCAGUCUGGCCACGAGGACCUGCAUCUGAUCGAGGAGAAGAUCAGAGACCUCGAGAGGGCCAGGGAUGCGUUGAAGGUCAGGAGCCUGAAGAACGAGCUGACUGCAGCCAAGUCUGAGCUGAAACAAUCAAGGGAAGUGAUCAGCAACAGUAAGAAGGCUCUGCUAGAUAGUGCCCUGAGCCAGCUCGACGCGUUCAAGAAACUAGAAUCACUCACUCAGGCCACCAUGUGACUGAGCCUAUUCAGUCCAUGGUUUCGCCGUUAUGCUCUUUAGUACCAGCAUGGCCGGUGUAAACCCUGCUGGAUGUUUUGGUAUAUCUGUCACUGCAUUUCAUUUCAUUCACUGAAAUAUGAACAAGGGACACUGCAGAGUGCAGAGUUACCUUUGUUCAGAUAGAAGUUAGAUUUCAGCAGUGACCUUGUAACAAAUCAAACUGUGUAUCGUUUUACUCUGUAGAUGUUCACUGGUUCAGACUUAA